ACCACGCACGGUCCGCGACAGGAACUAUGGCACUGGCAUUGUCGAGACCGAAUGGAAUGGUACGGCAGGUUGGCACGAGUGCAUGGACACGGACACGAAAUGGGAGGGCAAGUCGACGAAGCUACACAGCAACGGCGAGCCUGCUAUCAACCGAAGAUCGAAUGCCCCGAAUCGCGACCACUUCUUUCUGGACCUCGCUGGUGCCACGCUUCUUGCGCAGAUCCACCAGCGAGGAAGAAGCCACAGAACGCGCGAGGAGACGGGAUGUAGGCGCCGAAGAGCGGAGGGCAGGCAUCAUCUUACUCGUGCUUGGCAUCGUAGUAGGCUCGAAUGCCAUCAACAUCAUUUCGCUGCGGCGAGAGAUGCUCAACUUUUCACGUCAGACCGAUGCAAAGCUGGAUCUGCUGCGCGGCGUGGUGAGCAGAGUGCGCAAUGGAGAGGAGUUUGAUGUGAAAAAGGCGCUUGGCACGGGCGAUCCGGAGCAGGAGAAGGAGUGGGCACAGGUUAUGGAAGAGCUGGAGAAUACUGACAUGCUGUUGGAGAGCCGCACGAAGAAGGAAGCCAAGCGCGCUGAAAAAGCAGAAGAGAGGCGGCGGAGGGAAGAAAUACGAGCGCGCACUGAGUCUUCAGAGGCUCCUGAGUCGUCCAAAAAGCCUACGCCCAAGUUCCUCAUGUAGGCAUACAGCAUAGAUGGCAUGCUUUCUGUGCGAUCCUUAUCAAGGCUUUGGGUCCCACAAUGAAAGUGCGCAUCCACCCGCUGCACCAUUUUCGCCGGAAGCCAGGAGGGUCGUCUCUAGUGGAUCGAUUAUAGGCAAUGGGAAGUCAUACCGGAACGAUACACUCUGGCGCAUGCCCGGCUUCCCUGUUGCGGGCAGAUGAACGACACGAACUUGAGCAUCGCAGCCUUCCGAUCAACGAGUAGUCACUGCGAGUGGACGACUGCUGCCGACCUGGAAACGACUGUAAUAGGCUAUUUUACUGCCUCUUGGGCUGAGCGGUAGGCAAUAAUGGCACAGCAAAGUGCAGUCCAUCAGCCACCAAGCAGGACCGACACUGGCAGACGAGCGCACUCUCGAGAAGUCACAGUGUGCGUUUUCUCAACGCAAUGACAUGUAAAAUGAAUGAUAGCAAAAACGACGCCUCAGUCGAGCCAGACGACAAGGCUGCUUCUUGGAUCUCGCAAGGGAAUCCAAAGACUAGGUGACCUGC
This is a messenger RNA of Pseudocercospora fijiensis CIRAD86, 1209 nucleotides long. RefSeq lists its product as uncharacterized. Lineage: Eukaryota; Fungi; Ascomycota; Dothideomycetes; Mycosphaerellales; Mycosphaerellaceae. The coding region runs from base 27 to 677 and encodes 216 amino acids. The record is from RefSeq and is a predicted model, not a curated record. The transcript has a single exon.